Eruca vesicaria subsp. sativa (arugula) is the source of this 2773-nucleotide messenger RNA. The record is from the annotation of a GenBank genome assembly. NCBI's taxonomy places the organism in Eukaryota, Viridiplantae, Streptophyta, Magnoliopsida, Brassicales, Brassicaceae.
AUUGAUCAGAUCAUCUUUCCCAGAGCUGACCCUGACAUUAUAUAGGAUCGAAGCAGCUCUUAAAGAAAAGGCUAAAUGUUUUUAUUCAAAAAGUCGGCUGGGGAACCCAAGGCGGUGCUUGACCAGAAGACCGGCUCUGAUGUUGCGUCUCCUUCUCGGUCGCUGACCAUUGCGGUAGCUCUCAGUGGGAGCACCAAAAGCAAAAAAAUACUUAAAUGGGCGCUCAAAAAGUUUGCUUCUGACAAAAACGUCGUCUUCAAGUUGAUUCAUGUCCUUCCAAAGAUUACUUCUGUACCUACACCUUCGGGACGCAUAGUCUCUAUCUCUGAGGUACCAAAAGAUGUGGCGGCUACUUAUAGGCGACAAGCGAUGGAUGAGACUAAAGAAACUCUUCUGAAACCUUACAAGAAGAUGUGCGAGCGGAAGAAGGUUGCUGUAGAACUUCAAGUGCUUGAAUCAAAUAGUGUUGCAGUGGCGAUAACCAGAGAGGUUGAUAAGCAUGCGAUCAGUAGACUUGUCAUCGGACGCUCAUCUGAUAUUUUUAUGCGUUUAGCCAAUUCCAGGGAUCAAGAUAUUACGGCAAAGAUAUCUACCUAUGUGUCAAACCUUUGCACUGUCUAUGUUGUCUCACAAGGAGUCUACAUUCUCUCCAAAGAGAAAGAGAAAUCAUCCACAGACACGGAGAUGGAGAUGAAUGAAACUAUAACAGACUCUGAUAGUCAGAUAACAGAUUCCUCUAGCUGUUCUUCUGGUUCAGAUGCAAUGUCAAAUGCACUGAAAGCCAAAUCUCUUGCUAUGUCCGGCAAGAGAUUGCAACAUCUCCCGACAAUAGUAAGAGGGGUCUCUGUUCGUACGGAAACUAGUUCUGUUGACUCAUACGGAAGUACAAGUACGUCUUCGGGUGCUGCAGAAAAAGCAAGCAGGAGAAGUAGCCAUGAAACACCGCGUACUAUUUCUUCGAAUUCUUAUUUAAGAGAUUUUGAUGAGAGAAAAGGCGGUACAAGUUCUAUAUCUAGCAUCCGUGAAUAUGAUAAUGAUACUCAAGGUGAAGAUUAUUUCACAGACAACCAGGAGACGUUCGAAGAAAUAAAAAAGUUGAGGGAUGAACUUAGACAAGCUCAAGAAAUGUAUGCAUUGGCUCAAGUAGAAACCUUGGAUGCUUCUCUCAAGCUGAAUCAGCUUGAGUUGGACGAGUUAACGCUAAAGGAGCAGGGAACAAAGGGCUUAGCAGAAAAGAAAGCACAAACGUUUGAGAAGAAGAAAAGGGAAGACAAAGAGGCCGCACAGAGAAGACAAGCCGAGAUAAAAGCCAAAGCAAAAGAGAAGGAGAAGGUUGGGGAAAGAUCCCCUGUGGCUCCUAAGCUGCAAUACCAAGAGUUCACUUGGGAAGAAAUCAAAACGGCAACUUCAUCAUUCUCUGAAGAUUUAAAGAUUGGAAAGGGAGCUUAUGGAGCUGUUUACAAAUGCAAUCUCCGUCAUACAAUCGCUGCUGUCAAAGUUUUGCAUUCCCCGGAGAGUAAUCUAUCCAAACAAUUCGAUCAAGAGAUUGAAAUCUUGAGCAAGAUCAGGCAUCCACACUUGGUUCUCCUUCUAGGCGCCUGUCCAGAGCAAGGCGCUCUAGUCUAUGAGUACAUGGAAAAUGGUAGCUUGGAAGAUAGACUAUUCCAAGUCAACAAUACUCUACCAAUUCCGUGGUUCGUCAGGUUCAGGAUAGCUUGGGAAGUCGCAUCAGCGCUCAUUUUCCUCCACAAAUCAAAACCGACACCAAUCAUCCACCGUGAUCUCAAACCAGCCAACAUCUUGCUUGACCAAAACUUUGUCAGCAAAGUAGGAGACGUGGGCAUCUCCACAAUGAUCCAAGUCGACCCUUUAUUAACACAAUUCACAAUGUACAAACAGACAAGCCCCGUGGGAACAUUAUGCUAUAUUGAUCCCGAGUAUCAACGAACCGGGAGGUUAUCUUUCAAAUCAGAUCUCUACGCGUUUGGAAUGAUCAUUCUGCAGCUUCUUACCGCUCUACCGGCUAUAGCCCUGACGUAUAAAGUAGAAACAGCAAUGGAGAACGAUGACGAGUUGAUACAGAUUCUUGAUAAAAAAGCUGGUGACUGGCCAAUGGAAGAAACCCGUAAAUUAGCAGCUUUGGCCCUCUCUUGUACAGAGAUCCGUGCUAAAGACAGGCCUGAUCUUGAAACUCAGAUUCUACCAGCAUUGGAGCGCUUUAAGAAUGUAGCUGAAAGAGCAAAAAACUUGAUUUCCUCUGCGCCAAAGCAACCUCCAAGCCAUUUCCUCUGCCCAUUACUAAAGGAUGUGAUGAGUGAACCAUGUGUUGCUGCUGAUGGUUAUACCUAUGACCGGCGAGCCAUAGAAGAAUGGAUGGCAGACCACCGUACCUCCCCGGUGACUAAUUUGCCGUUACAAAACAUGAACCUUUUGCCCAAUCACAGUGUUUAUGCAGCCAUUGUCGAAUGGAGAGGUAACCUUCAGUAAGGCAAGCAAACAUUUAAGUCUUUGACUUUAUUCAAAGCUAAAGAAGAUAAGAGUAAGACUGAAGAACAAUCUUUUGGCAAGAGUGUGGACAACACGCGGUGGAGAAAUAAGAAAUUUGUUACUGGUUGUUACCAAUUACAAUUAUAGUUGUAUAUAUAUGGUGAGCCUGAGUCUUGGUCUUCGGUGUGAGGUUACACUGUAUUUUAUGGGUGCGAGAUAUAUGGAUGAUUUUGACCAAGAAAAAAAAAAUACAUGGAUAAUAAUCUUAGAUGCGUUUUUACUUUAU